AUGAGCUCCAUGCAGUCAGACUCCUCCGCAAAUGUGACCUUUGUUCGUCCUGCAACAUUUUUCAUCAGUGGCUUUUUUAAUAUCCCACAUGCAAAAUACUACUAUGUGUUCUUGUCUUUAGUGUAUGUUGUGACUGUUUUAGGGAAUUCAUUUAUCAUGUGUAUCAUUUAUUUGGCCCGCAGACUUCACACAGCCAAAUACAUUGCUGUUUUCCAUCUGGCGCUUUCUGAUCUGUGUGGAAGCUCGGCUUUGAUUCCAAAACUCAUAGACAUAUUUUUAUUCGAGCACCAGGACAUUUCAUAUGAAGCAUGUUUGGCAAAUAUGUUUUUUGUAUUUCAUUUCAUGAAUCUGCAGUCUUUGACACUACUUGUUUUGGCUUAUGACAGACUGGUUGCUAUUUGUUUUCCUCUACGCUAUCAUGCCAUUGUAACCAAACCAGCCAUGUUUCUGAUCAUAGGGGUGAUGUGGAUUUUUUCUGUCACUUUUAUUGCUUCAAUGGUGAGUUUGAUCACAAGACUCUCUAUUUGUAGAUCUAAUGUAGUCAAUAGUUAUUUUUGUGAUCAUGGCCCUAUUUAUAGACUAGCUUGUAAUGAUAAUACCAGUAAUAAUAUCAUGGCAAAUAUUUGCUUUGGUCUCCUUGUAUGUAUGCCACUGAUAUUGAUAAUUGUUUCAUAUUUCUGCAUCGCUUUAGUUUUGCUUAAGAUUGCUCAGGGUGCUGACCGGAUCAAAGCCAUGAAAACCUGCACCUUAAAUUUCAUGUUGGUGGCAAUUUUUUAUGUGCCACUUUUAGGUAUUAAUAUUGCAGCUUUAGCAACAUUUAUCCAUCCAAACGCGAGGAUAAUUAACAAUUCUCUGACACAAACAAUACCUCCUAUGCUGAAUCCCAUCAUAUACACUCUAAAGACAGAGGAGGUCAUGCAGUCCAUAAAAGAACUGUACAAACGCAACAAGGUGAACACUAUAGGCUACUACAGAGCAAAAGGUUAA
This is a messenger RNA of Sinocyclocheilus rhinocerous, 987 nucleotides long. Its product is annotated as olfactory receptor 1500-like. The record is from RefSeq and is a predicted model, not a curated record. Gene Ontology annotation, cellular component: membrane. The transcript has a single exon. Lineage: Eukaryota; Metazoa; Chordata; Actinopteri; Cypriniformes; Cyprinidae. Gene Ontology annotation, molecular function: odorant binding; G protein-coupled receptor activity; olfactory receptor activity. Gene Ontology annotation, biological process: G protein-coupled receptor signaling pathway; detection of chemical stimulus involved in sensory perception of smell. Bases 1 to 987 code for a protein of 328 amino acids.